AUGAAAGUGUCUCAGAUAUUUAUGCAAGAAUUUAGUUUGCUGAACUUCGAUUCGGACAUCGCUCUCAUGAAACUAAGCGUUCCGGCGACUCUCACCUCACAAGUACAGUUAGUUUGUCUCCCGACCCGGUUCGACGACUCGAAGCUCGAGAACGGAACGAGAGGAUGGGUGGCUGGCUGGGGUCUGAAUAGCUUUGAUCAGCGAGACUCUACGUUAACCCAAGUGGAACUCCCGGUGAUAUUAAACAAAGAUUGCAGUCGGGAAAUAAUCAGUGCGACUGGAGACCGCUCAGUGACACUCAACUCGAACAUGUUCUGUGCCGGGCAUGAUAAGGGCACUACUGCAGAAGUUCAAGCCGGAGAACCUCGGUUGCUUCGCAACCGAGAUCCGCAGAUGCUUUUUGGCUGGUGCGAUUCUGGCCGCUAG
Messenger RNA from Darwinula stevensoni, 426 nucleotides. Lineage: Eukaryota; Metazoa; Arthropoda; Ostracoda; Podocopida; Darwinulidae. The record is from the annotation of a GenBank genome assembly.